CUUAUUGACUUAUUUACCCAACAGACGUUCAACAGCCCCUUCACAUUAAAGAGGAAGAGGAUGAUCCACAGCCCACCUACAUUAAAGAGGAAGAGGAGGAUCCACAGCACACCCACAUGAAAGAGGAAGAGGAAGAUCCACACAUGAAAGAGGAAGAGGAGGGAGAGUGUGUUGUAGAGCAGGAGGAGGAUGAUGUCAGCAAGUUUCCACUGACUGUUGUCUCUGUGAAGACUGAAGAGCAUGAAGACAAAGCACCUGAGUCCUCACAGCUUCAUCACAGUCCAAACGUCCAGCGGGUGUCAGCGGGGAGUCAUGAAGAGGAGUGGCACACCAGUGUGGGACAGAAGGAGCUACAGGCCCCCUCCCACAUUAAAGAGGAGCAGCUUCAUGAUGAAGAUGAAGCUCAGUCCUUCCAGCUUCAUCACAGUCAAAGUGAGGAGAACAGAGGGGCGGAGCUUGUAAGUCAACACAUCACAGAAGCUGAUGGAGAGCAUUGUGAAGAUAUCAAGUCAGAACCAGACAGCAUCUUUGCUCCACUGUCAGACAUGGACCACAUGAUGUCACACUCUUCUGAUCACAGUGACCACAUCCAAAAACCUUUGGAGAGUAAAAAUGACUCUAAAGGUGAUACGAGACAUCACACUAACAACAAACACUUUGAGUGCUCUGAAUGUGGGAAAUCAUUUAGAAAGAAGAGUCAUUUUACAGAACACAUGAGAACACAUACUGGAGAGAAACCUUUUGCUUGCUCAGCUUGUGCUAAAAGAUUCAAAACUAAGAAGGAAAUGAUAUUACACAUGAGAACACACACAGGUGAGCAAUCUUUUGCUUGCUCUGUUUGUAAGAAGAGUUUCUCCAGAAAGGAACACAUGACCACACACAUGAGAACACACACUGGAGAGAAACCUUAUGCUUGCUCAGCUUGUGCUAAAAGAUUCAACACUAAGAAAGUCAUGAUCACACACAUGAGAACACACACAGGUGAGAAACCCUUUACUUGCUCUGUUUGUAAGAAGAGUUUCUCCAGAAAGGGUGACAUGACCACACACAUGAGAACACACACUGGAGAGAAACCUUUUGCUUGCUCAGCUUGUGCUGAAAGUUUCAACACUAAGAAGGAACUUAUAUUACAUGUGAGAACACAAACAGGUGGUAAACCUUUUACUUGCGCCGUUUGUAAGAAGAGUUUCUCCAGAAAGGAACACAUGACCAGACACAUGAGAACACACACUGGAGAGAGACCUUUUGUUUGCUCAGCUUGUGCUAAAAGAUUCAACACUAAGAAGGAAAUGAUAUUACACAUGAGGACACACACAGGUGAGAAACCCUUUGCUUGCUCUGUUUGUAAGAAGAUUUUCUCCAGAAAGGAACACAUGACCACACACAUGAGAACACACACUGGAGAGAAACCUUUUACUUGCUCUGUUUGUAAGAAGAGUUUCUCCAGAAAGGGUGACAUGACCAUACACAUGGGAACACACACUGGAGAGAAACCUUUUGCUUGCUCAGCUUGUGCUAAAAGAUUCAACACUAAAAAGAAAAGUAUAUUACACAUGAGAACACACACUGGAGAGAAACCUUUUGCUUGCUCAGCUUGCGCUAAAAGAUUCAACACUAAGAUUGAAAUGAUGUUACACAUGAGAACACACACAGGUGAGAAACCUUUUUCUUGCUCUGUUUGUAAGAAGAGUUUCUCCAGAAAAGAACACAUGACCACACACAUGAGAACACACACUGGAGAGAAACCUUAUACUUGCUCUGUUUGUAAGAAGAGUUUCUCCAGAAAGGGUGACAUGACCAUACACAUGAGAACACACACUGGAGAGAAACCUUUUGCUUGCUCAGCUUGUGCUAAAAGAUUCAAUACUAAGAAGAAAAUUAUAUUACACAUGAGAACACACUCAGGUGAGAAACCUUUUACUUGCUCUGUUUGUAAGAAGAGUUUCUCCAGAAAGGAACACAUGACUACACACAUGAGAACACACACUGGAGAGAAACCUUUUACUUGCUCUGUUUGUAAGAAGAGUUUCUCCAGAAAGGGUGACAUGACCAUACACAUGAGAACACACACUGGAGAGAAACCUUUUGCUUGCUCAGCUUGUGCUAAAAGAUUCAACACUAAGAAGAAAAUUAUAUUACACAUGGUGCAAAAGGUCCAGAGCUUGUAA
This is a messenger RNA of Nerophis lumbriciformis (worm pipefish), 2168 nucleotides long. The record is from RefSeq and is a predicted model, not a curated record. Lineage: Eukaryota; Metazoa; Chordata; Actinopteri; Syngnathiformes; Syngnathidae.